CGAGGGUGACUCUCAGUUGGAAAUACCCUAGACCUCCCCGUCUGACAGGCUUGCUGUGAGCCCUAUUUCCCUAGGCUAAUAGAAGGACGAAACACGAUUCAUGGUAGGCAUAUCUACCACAGCUCCCGUAGCCGCGUCGAGAAAUGUCCAGCGCGUUCUCGCUCGUGUCCGGCCACGACAGAAAACUCGGGUCGAUUUCCCGGACCAAUCUCGCUGGCUUGUCCGAUCAUAACUUCUCCGAAUAGACCUCUUGGUUUCCGUGGCUCGGAGGUCAUAUACGGGGUUUUGAGAGACACUUUGCACCGCCGGGUACCUCGAUGUAGCACCGCAGCUUUUUUCGCAGCGAUAUAUCACAUCUCAUGUCUUUCGUAUCGGAGGGGCUUCGAUGCACAUGUAUCUUAGUAACCACGCGAACGGGUGCCAAUCAUCUCGAGGACCGCGCGCGCACUGCCUGGAGGAGGGGGAGGAGGCGGGGAGGCGCGUAUUACGCGACUUAUCGGCGGUCGAUUGAGGUUCAUGGCCAACGCAAGAGGGGAGAAGAAGAAAACGGACAGAGGGGACGAUUACCGCUUCAGUCGACGAACCAAAGGUGUAGAGGAGACUUCAUCGCCCGCUACGGAUGCCGACAGCUAUUAUAGAGAGCUUAUCCCUUAGAGUGAAAAUGCAGGCUUUGGAUGUGGCACGGGAUGACCUCAAUGCCCCCGCGAUCAUCUGCGCGGAGAAUAUCGCGGCUCUACAUCUUCUUCAUCCCAUCCCUGCCCUGCCAUCUCGCAACUCGGUGGCGAAUAGUCAUGAUAGGUCGAAAGGCUAUACCUUACCUCUCGAAACCGAGCGUCGACUUUGCGGCACGCUCGCUUUCCUCGCGCGCCCAAACCAUAACGCCAACCACAUCACAGCCGUCUGCAUCGAGGAAGAUGGGAAUGCAGGUUCCUUGAAUGUCUUGAUUGCCAUAAACAAAGCCAAGCCAGACGACGGGAAACAUGUCCUAGGGCAGUUGAAGAGAAGUUUCGAGGAUAUUUUCUCUCUCCUCGGUAAAAUAGACAGUGCUAAGGACUCCGCCUCUGAUACAACGGACGGCGUGCUGGGGGUCAUCGUCUCUAUGUGCUCGAAGCGCAUCCUCGAACGUUUAGAAAUGGUCAGAGUCAGCAUCGGACUUGCGCUGGGAUAUCUUGGCAAUAUCCGGCAUGAUCACAUCCAGGAGCCCGAGAUUUCCAAUACACUACGCCCGUUCAUCGAGCGGGCGACGGAGUUAUCGACGCUCAUGGGCUCUUGGGAAAAAGACCAAACACAACAACGGCUUCAGGAGGUGGUCAAGGGCGUAUACCGCCUGAAACAAGCUGGACGUAUACAUGCUCUCAUCGAAAUCAUCCCUAACAAGGUUAUGAACCCAUCCUUGAGAAGUAGCUUCGAGGACAAGAUCAACAAAGUGGCCCGAUACCGCGAAGCAGCCAGGUACCUGUGCCGCAAGGCGAAAAAGAUACCACAGGUUCGAAAUAUGCGCGUUGUGCUCGCCGAGCCGCCUAGAGAAGCAUUCGAAAGAGUCCCGGUCGACAAAUACGCUCCGGCACUCCAGGCCGCUAUCCUCCGCAUCGACGGGCUGAAGGAGGGCGAGACGAACCUCGGAACCAUGUGCCGCCUGCUGAGCAGCACGGUAGAGAAGGCGAGUUCUGGCUUCGUGGAGCAGGCCCGGAAGACCCUGGAAGAAUCCAAGAUCCACGCCGAGAUCCAGCUGCUGUACUGGUGCAGCCUCAAGGCGUCAGGCGCGCGGUCUUAUCCGCAUCCGCGGGUCGUCUGCUCGUGCAAGGACGCGUGCUGGCUGUGCAACGAGUUCGUCCUCACGUACGCCGGGGUCCACACGCCGGGGACCCACGGCAAGCUGUACCCGGGAUGGCGGCUGCCGGCGCUCGGCGGGCCCGAGUUCGACGGCCUGGCCGAGAGCUUCAACCAGCGCCUGGAGAAACGCGUGCGCGAGAGCGUCAGGGACCUCAUCCACGGCAAGGGGUUGCCAAAAUAUACCGGCCCAAACGAGAGCACGCUGCUCACGCUGUCAGCAUCGACGCUGCUGUCGGCGCCUCCAUCCCUCAGCGCGAUGGAAACGGUAACGCCAGAGCCGGAACCAAUAGCGAACGACAUAUAUGAUGGGGAAUAUACGGAGGGGGAUAUCGCCGCAUCUGGAGGUGAACCGGCACCGGGAUCGGCAGUUUCCGACAUACCAGGAGGCGCCGAAGAAGCCCCUCCAGAAGUCGAGCCGGCUAUCUCGCUCGCUACAUCCCCGCCACCUCCCGCAGAGCGAGAAGACGACAGCCGUGUUGGACAUCCGAGCCCUCAGGUCUACUUACCGCCGCCCCUCCCAUCUUCUCCCUCUCCCACUUCCUCCUUCGAGAACAGCCCUAUUGUAUCCCCGACAACUGCCGUAGAGCCGGAGGCCGACGGCAGCCCUGCACUUCCAGACCCUCAGGUCUCCUCAUCACCGCCCCUCGCGUCUUCUCCCCCUCCCGCUUCCCCCUCCGCCUCCGGGGGCGGCCCCACGGCGCCAGCCGGGGGGGCGAUGACGACGAAGCCGCUGCGGCGCGGCGGCACGAGGUCGGCGGCGGUCGCCGCCGGCGGGACGUCGCCGCUCUUCGCCGCGGGGCGCGCGCUGGAGAUCCAGAUCGAGCACGUGGGCAGCCCGGGCGCGGACCCGACGGCGGGCGCUGAGGAGAAGGCGCUCGUUUGCGACAUCGAGUGGCUGGCGCCCGGCGACGCGGAGGGCCGGGCGGCGCGGGUCGUCGACGCGGCGGCGCUCGGCGAGGGCGAGGAGGUGUCGCUGACCGCGGGCGCCGCGGGCGCGGACGGGUGCGUGUACAUCCGCGCCGGCGACGCGGUGCUGCGGGUUGUGCUCGAGGCUGGCGGCGGCGGCGGAGGUUAUAUGGAGUUGGUUUGCGCUGUCGACGAGGAGAGGGAGCGUAGGAUCGUGAGCUCUAUGAUGAUGACUUUACAUCACCUACAUUCAGACUGCAUGAGCCUAAUUCCCCCGUGA
Durotheca rogersii is the source of this 3019-nucleotide messenger RNA. RefSeq lists its product as uncharacterized. The transcript is spliced from 3 exons. Bases 620 to 3019 code for a protein of 799 amino acids. The record is from RefSeq and is a predicted model, not a curated record. NCBI's taxonomy places the organism in Eukaryota, Fungi, Ascomycota, Sordariomycetes, Xylariales, Xylariaceae.